CAUCCAUCACAUCCUGUCAAGGUCUGAACACUGCUACAAUGGCUUCGCGUUUGGCUAAGAGCGCCCUUGGUGCUGCCCGGCUCCGGCCGACCCUUCCCACGCGCAACGUCGCUCCCAUCACUGCCACCUUGACCGCGUCUCGCUCGGCCUCCAACGUUCCCACCGAGGACCCCAAGAAGAAGGCUCAGUCCAUCAUCGAUGCUCUCCCCGGCAACUCCCUGGUCUCCAAGACCGCCGUCCUCUCUGCCGCUGCCGGUAUCUCCAUCGCUGCCAUCAGCAACGAGCUCUAUGUUAUGAACGAGGAAACCGUUGCUGCUUUCUGUCUUCUCAGCGUCUUCACUGCCGUUGCCAAGUACGGUGGUCCUGCUUACCGUGAGUGGGCUGAGGGUCAGGUUCAGAAGCACAAGGACAUCCUGAACGCUGCCCGUGCCGACCACACCAACGCCGUUAAGCAGCGCAUGGAGAACGUUCAGGAGCUCUCCAGCGUUGUUGAGCUCACCAAGCAGCUGUUCGCUGUUUCCAAGGAAACCGCUCAGCUUGAGGCCCAGGCCUACGAGCUUGAGCAGCGCACUGCUCUUGCUGCCGAGGCCAAGCAGGUUCUCGACUCCUGGGUUCGCUACGAGGGCCAGGUUAAGCAGCGCCAGCAGCGUGAGCUUGCCGAGAGCGUCAUCGGCAAGAUCCAGAAGGAGCUUGAGAACCCCAAGGUUCUCCAGCAGAUCCUUCAGCAGAGCGUUGCCGAUGUUGAGCGUAUCAUGUCCUCCAAGGCCCAGUAAAUGGACUAGCAUGAAUAGCCCCGCCGUCAGCCUAUGUACAAAUUAAAGAUCUUUCCUGUUGUCGUUAGACAUACCAAUACCAAAUGUGGUCAGUUUAAGACACGUGUAGCC
This is a messenger RNA of Aspergillus neoniger CBS 115656, 884 nucleotides long. RefSeq names its product F1F0 ATP synthase subunit 4 (gene atp4). Gene Ontology annotation, biological process: proton motive force-driven ATP synthesis. The record is from RefSeq and is a predicted model, not a curated record. Lineage: Eukaryota; Fungi; Ascomycota; Eurotiomycetes; Eurotiales; Aspergillaceae. Bases 39 to 773 code for a protein of 244 amino acids. The transcript is spliced from 4 exons. Gene Ontology annotation, molecular function: proton transmembrane transporter activity.